Musa acuminata subsp. malaccensis (wild Malaysian banana) is the source of this 2271-nucleotide messenger RNA. NCBI's taxonomy places the organism in Eukaryota, Viridiplantae, Streptophyta, Magnoliopsida, Zingiberales, Musaceae. The record is from RefSeq and is a predicted model, not a curated record.
CCCGAAGCCAAUGGGAGUAAAGCGUGCUCGAAUGCGAUAUCCCACGACGACGACCGAUGACCCCUUCGUUCCUUUCUCUGCUCUUUCCUCUUCCCCUCUCUCUCAAGCCUAAAAUUUGGGCAAGCAUGAUCUCUGCUCGGUUCUAUCUAGCCCCUCCGCUUAAUUCUUCUUUCGGUUGAUCUCGGUGGCAGCUCACUUGCGUCAUCGAAUCGCUGGGACUUUUUUCCACUGCUGUUGGUGAGAUUCGGCCAGAGGUUUGUUCUUUUUUUAUAGGUCGUGUUGCUUGGAUUAGGCCUGAAUCGGGCGGGGGCUACUCUUGUUUCUGAGUGUGCUCGGAUGGAGCCUCGCGUGGCCAACAAAUUCCGUCUCGGUCGCAAAGUUGGAAGCGGGUCCUUUGGAGAGAUUUUUCUGGGCACUAAUAUCCAGACGAACGAAGAGGUUGCCAUUAAACUCAACCUCAGGUCAGGGUGGAUUUUUCAGCUUCUAUCUUGUUUAAGAUGGCAAUGUUGAUUCUUCUUACUAGGAAAAUGUUAAGACAAAGCACCCACAGUUGCUAUAUGAGUCAAAGGUGUACAAAAUCCUUCAAGGAGGAACUGGAAUUCCGAACAUGAGAUGGUUUGGUGUUGAGGGUGACUACAACGUCCUUGUGAUGGAUUUGUUAGGACCAAGUCUUGAGGAUUUGUUCAACUUUUGCAACAGAAAGUUCUCGUUGAAGACUGUCUUGAUGCUUGCAGACCAUAUGAUCAAUCGAGUGGAAUUUGUGCAUUCAAAGUGUUUUCUACAUCGAGAUAUAAAGCCGGAUAACUUUCUAAUGGGUCUUGGGAGACGAGCCAAUCAGGUUUAUAUUAUUGACUUUGGACUUGCAAAGAAGUAUAGAGAUAGUUCAACUUAUCAGCAUAUUCCAUAUAGAGAGAACAAAAACUUGACUGGGACAGCAAGAUAUGCAAGUGUUAACACACAUCUUGGCAUAGAGCAAAGCAGGAGGGAUGAUUUGGAAUCUCUUGGAUAUGUUCUUAUGUACUUCUUACAAGGAAGCCUCCCAUGGCAGGGUCUAAAAGCUGGAACCAAGAAACAGAAAUAUGAAAAAAUUAGUUAUCGAAAAGUUGCCACAUCAAUUGAAGCAUUAUGUCGGGGUUAUGCUUCAGAGUUUGCAUCAUACUUCCAUUAUUGUCGUUCGUUACGUUUUGAUGAUAAGCCAGAUUAUGCAUAUCUUAAGAGAUUAUUCAGAGAACUUUUUAUCCGUGAAGGUUUCCAGUUUGAUUAUGUUUUUGACUGGACAAUUUUGAAGUGCCAGCAGUCACAGAAUCCUAGUGCUCCUCCACGUGCUAUUGCUCCGGGAGUUGGGCCUAUCUCUGGCUUGGCUCCUGCUGCUGCAAAUAAUAGGCAGUCAGGUGGUGAAGGACGUACAAGUGGUCGGUCAGGAAUGGACCCCUUUCAUCACACAUGGGUUCCACCUCCAGCUGUACCUCCAGGGAGCUCGAUGAAGCAGAAAAUUCCCCUAGGCAAUGAUCCUUCUCCCACUAGAGGAGCUAUGUUUUCGGGUUCAAAUUAUUUGGGGCAGUCAAGCGGAUCUUCAAGGCGAGCUUUUUUUUCUAGCAGCCGAGACAUGGUCUCUGAGGCAGAUCUAUCACGCACUAGCACGGCAGAGGUCAGCCCUGGGACUUUCCGUAAAGUUUCAAGCUCUCAAAGAGGUUCCCCAUUUAGUUCUUUGGAGCCCAAGUGCACUUCCGCUGGAAGGAAUCCAAACAUUAAGAACUAUGAAUCCACCCUCAAAGGUAUCCAGCGUCUUAGCUUUGAUGAUGAGGAGAGGAUCCAGUACUAAACCAAGGUGCUGCAUCUCUCUGUAUGUUCUUUCUGUAAAGAUCUAUGAACAGAGCACCAGUAAGAUUACACAUUUAUUUACCAUGAGUUGGCAUAUGACUGGUUCUGAGAAAUUGUUUCAGCAGACAGGAAAAAAUUAAUGCCGGCUGCCAGAAGCUGAGAUAUCGUCCGGCGGCUGUUCCACGGCCAUGGUAUGGCUCCUCUGUACAUCUGUCUCGAGUUUGCCAUGGCUCCUCAUUUCUUUUACUGCCAUCAAUGUAAUGUAUUGUCUUGUUUGAAAUUAUUUUUGUUUGGUUCCACAAUUACAUCAAACCUUGAUUAGUUUUGUUACAUUUUUUUUUUUGCAUUAUUAGCUCUUAUUGUUUAGAAGUCCACUGGCUGGCAGACAAUUUCCAAUACUGAUUCAUGAUAUGUUGUGGUAAUCAAACCAAAUUACUCCCUGAACUGAUA